AUGGAUAUCCUCAAUGCUUAUCCGGACCGACCCGGAAACCGCCCGAUCUACACUCCGCCCAACGGACCUCCGCAAACGGAUCGCGUGCCGCCCGCUGUAUACGAAGCGAUGCGAGAGGACAACAUCACCGCCUACUUCCACGCUUUCUAUAAACGCCUCUCACAAUCUUCGAUCGCCCACAUGUUCCCAAAGAGCGAGAAGAAUCUCCUCCGCGCCGCCGACAAAUCCGCCGCGAUGUUCACCUUCCUCUUCGGCGGGCCGCACCUCUACCAGCAGCGCUACGGCCGCCCCAUGAUGCGUGCACGCCACCUCCCAUUCAUCAUCGACGAACCCGCACGCCAGGAAUGGCUCCGCUGCUUCAAAGAAACCCUCGACGAAGCCCCAGAGAAAUACGCCAUGCCCGCCGAGCACACCCAAAGCGUCUGGAAGUUCGUGUACGAUUUCAGUAGUUGGAUGGUCAACGCCCUACCAGAAUCGGUCCGCAAGGAUGCAAAAUCCAACAGCUCCUACAACGACAUCAACCAAUCGGACAUCAACACUGUGCUCGACAACUGGCACCUUGCCGCAUCCAAAGGCGAUCUUGAACGCUACAUCGGAGCAAUGACCGAGGGGGCGAUCUUCAUGGGGACCGACGAGCACGAACGCUGGACGCGUGCCGAGCUCCGCACCUAUGCCGAGCCACACUUCGCCGACGGACACGGCUGGACCUACACACCACGCGACCGAUUCAUCCGCACCAACGCCUAUGGCGAUGUCGCGUGGGUCGAUGAAACCCUCGACCACGACCGCUACGGCGUCCUCCGCGGCACAGCCGUGCUGCGCGAGAACGGCGAGGACAUCAUCAACGCUAUCUUCGCGUCGAUGGGGUACAAGCUGGAACCGAUCAGGACGAAGAACACGCCGAGCGUGCUUGCUUCGGAUCCGUUCGAGGCGCAGCGUGGCAUACUUGAAAAGUUGGAAGUGUCCGAUCCAGUGAUUCUGGAUGUGGGGGCGAACAAGGGGGACACGGCAGCGUUGUAUCGCUCGAUGUUUCCAGGAGCGAAGAUCCACUGCUUUGAGCCGUUUCCGGAGACGAUUGCUCAGCUUGAGGAUCGGUUUGGGUCGGAUGCGGGGAUCACGAUUGUCCCCAAAGCGGUCUCGACGGAGGUGGGGGAGACGACCUUCUUUGUGAAUCACGCGGCAGCGACGAACUCGCUGCUGCCUCGUCCAGAGCAGGAUCGGUUGUAUCCCGAGUCCGCGGGUCCAAAGGGUGAGAUCAAGGUCGAGACGGUGGAUCUGGAUUCGUAUUGCGCUUCAGGGUCGAUUGAUCGGGUGGGUAUUCUGAAGCUCGAUAUCCAAGGCGGGGAGCUGAUGGCGAUCGGGGGGGCGGAGCGGUUGUUGUCGGAGCAGUUGGUGGAUGUGGUAUACAGUGAGAUCCAGUUUGUGCCUUUAUACGAAGGGGCGGCUCAGUUUGAUGGGGUGUGGUCGAAGAUGCGCGAGCUGGGGUAUGCGCUGUUUGAUGUGUACGACCUGCAUCGUUCGCAAGGCGGACAACUGCUCUACGGCGAUGCAUUGUUUGUUUCUCAGCGCAUACAGGAACGGGUCAUCCGCACCUUAGCCGGAAACAGGUCGUAG
Symbiodinium sp. CCMP2592 is the source of this 1614-nucleotide messenger RNA. Lineage: Eukaryota; Dinophyceae; Suessiales; Symbiodiniaceae. The record is from the annotation of a GenBank genome assembly.